Brassicogethes aeneus is the source of this 1226-nucleotide messenger RNA. NCBI's taxonomy places the organism in Eukaryota, Metazoa, Arthropoda, Insecta, Coleoptera, Nitidulidae. The record is from the annotation of a GenBank genome assembly.
AUGCAAAUCGCAACGGAGAUAUUUUCAAUUUGUCGUACAAUUAGUGUCGUACGUACGUCGGUAACGAAGGCAACGGCGGAGCUAGGAUGUCUUUGGGGAGCGGGUGCGCUUAAUGCAAUCAGGGCGGUAAUUAAACUACCCUUUGAUCCUGCUUGUAGCUACGCCCGGCUUUUAAUUCACUGCGCAAGGAAAGAACAGUGGAAACAAGACUGUCCAAAUGGUCGACUGACGCCAGCCAAAUUCGUCGACAUGUACAAGAUGUUCUUUCCCUCCGGUAACGCCGAAGAAUUCUGUGAUCACGUUUUUAGAACUUUCGAUAUGGACAAGAACGGCUAUAUCGAUUUUAAAACAGAUAGACCCAUUUUGGGUCUAAUCAAUGUCGUGCAAUUUGGUGUAUUGGAACACACCAAAAACGAAAGACACCUGAGCUUAUAUACUGUCCACCUAAGUCAACCGAGGCGAGAUGAAUUCUUGCUGGCGAUCGAUGUCACAUCCAGCGGCACUCCAGAGGAGAAACUGAAAUGGGCUUUCCGCAUGUACGACGUCGACGGUAAUGGGGUCAUCGACAUACAGGAAAUGACCAAAAUUGUCCAGGCCAUCUACGACAUGUUGGGCGCAUGCUCAUCGAACCGGCCCGCCGAUUCGGCGGAGGACCGGGCCAAAAACAUUUUCGCCAAAAUGGACGAAAACAACGACGGCCAACUCACUCAGGACGAGUUCCUUAAGGGGUGUUUGCAGGACGAGGAGCUGUCGAAAAUGCUCGCCCCUUAAUGCCAUUAGAAAGCGGCCGAAAAACAAGCGGUUUUUCGCAUCCAAAUCCAAAGACUUUGUUUGUUGUUGUUGUUGUCGUUGGGUGAACGCACGCAAAAAUAUAUAAAUUUUACCGGUAAAAUUCAUCCAUUUUCCAUCGAACCAUCCAGAGAGCAUUUAUGUCAUAAAAAAGCGCAGGUCGUGCAUGAUUGGUUCAAACAUCGAUAUAUCGUCUAGUUUUUAGUAUGGACUUUUUUAUUUCAAAGGUUUCUCUUUAUUGCGGAUUAAAAACGGCCUUCAUUAUUUAUUUCAGAGCCACUGAUGAUCAAGUCAUAAUAUUAUAUUCUACACAAUCUCAAAUUAAUAAUAAGUAAGUUGUAAGCAGAUGUACAUUUUAAUGUAUCGUUGGUAAGUACCAUAUAAAUGUUAUUUAUUGUUGUUUAUCGUCUAGCACAAAUGAGGAGCGUUUAUUCAAA